Molecule: messenger RNA, 2457 nt
Organism: Lathyrus oleraceus (garden pea)
Lineage: Eukaryota; Viridiplantae; Streptophyta; Magnoliopsida; Fabales; Fabaceae
Product: beta-galactosidase-like
Exons: 1
Coding region: 22-2457 (811 amino acids)
Biological process (GO): carbohydrate metabolic process
Molecular function (GO): carbohydrate binding; hydrolase activity, hydrolyzing O-glycosyl compounds
Source: RefSeq, a predicted model, not a curated record
UCUUGUUAUAGCAUUCUCUUAAUGAGUAUGAUUAUGUUGCACUCGUGUUUUGCCAUAGAGGUUACUUAUGAUUCAAAAGCUCUAAUUAUCAAUGGAGAAAGACGUCUUAUUUUUUCAGGUGCAAUCCAUUAUCCAAGAAGCACUGUGGAGAUGUGGCCCGACCUUAUUCAAAAGGCCAAAGAUGGUGGCCUUGAUGCCAUUGAAACUUAUAUAUUUUGGGAUCGUCACGAACCUGUUCAACGUGAAUAUAAUUUCUCAGGAAAUUUGGAUUUUGUCAAAUUUUUCAAGCUUAUCCAAGAAGCUGGACUAUAUGCCAUUAUGAGGAUUGGUCCUUAUGCAUGUGCGGAAUGGAACUACGGAGGAUUCCCAUUGUGGCUUCACAAUAUUCCUGGGAUCGAGCUAAGAACAAAUAAUGAGGUUUACAAGAAAGAAAUGCAGAUUUUCACCACAAAGAUCGUGAAUGUGGCAAAAGAAGCAAAUCUGUUUGCAUCACAAGGAGGUCCCAUUGUUCUAGCUCAAAUUGAGAAUGAAUAUGGAGAUAUCAUGUGGAAUUACAAAGAUGCCGGGAAGGAAUACGUUAAAUGGUGUGCUCAAAUGGCUCUAGCACAAAAUAUUGGGGUUCCAUGGAUCAUGUGUCAGCAAGGUGAUGCUCCCCAACCUAUCAUCAAUACUUGCAAUGGAUACUACUGUCAUAAUUUUAAACCUAAUAACCCAAAAAGUCCUAAAAUGUUCACUGAAAAUUGGAUUGGUUGGUUCCAAAAAUGGGGUGAAAGGGUUCCCCAUAGAAGUGCUGAAGAUUCAGCUUUCUCAGUUGCACGCUUUUUCCAAAAUGGAGGUGUAUUAAACAAUUACUACAUGUACCAUGGAGGAACCAACUUUGGCCGCACAUCAGGUGGACCAUAUAUAACAACAUCUUAUGACUAUGAUGCACCGAUUGAUGAGUAUGGGAAUUUGAAUCAACCAAAAUGGGGACAUCUUAAGCAACUUCAUGCAGCAAUUAAAUUGGGUGAAAAUGUUCUUACAAAUUAUAUAUCAGUAAAUGACAAGGAUCUUGGCAAUGGAAUCACACUUACAACAUACGCCAAUUCCACAGGCGCAAGAUUUUGUUUCCUGAGCAAUAAUGACACUAACAAAGAUGCAAAUAUUGACUUACAAAAUGAUGGUAAAUACUUUGUUCCUGCCUGGUCCGUCACCAUUCUUGAUGGAUGCAACAAAGAAAUUUUCAAUACGGCAAAAGUUAAUAGUCAGACCUCAAUAAUGGUGAAAAAGAGUGGUGAUAAUAGUUCUAAUGAACUCACUUGGGAAUGGAAAAUGGAGCCAAAGAAAGACACCAUGAAUGGAAAGGGAAAUAUUAAAGCACAUCAGCUCUUGGAGCAGAAGGAACUAACCUUGGAUGCUAGUGACUAUUUAUGGUACAUGACUAGUGUUGAUAUCAAUGACACUUCAAUUUGGAGCAAUGCAACUCUCAGUGUGAACACUAUGGGGCAUACACUUCAUGGUUAUGUUAAUAGGAGGUAUAUAGGAUACCAAUUUAGCCAAUGGGGAAAUAAAUUCACUUAUGAAAAGAAAGUUUCUUUGAAGAAUGGAACAAACAUUAUAACUUUGCUUAGUGCCACUGUCGGGCUUGCAAACUAUGGUGCAUGGUUUGACGAGAUAAAAACAGGCAUAUCAGGUGGCCCUGUUCAAUUGAUUGGAAAAAAUAAUGUUACUAUGGAUUUGUCAACCAACCUUUGGUCUUAUAAGGUUGGUUUGAAUGGUGAGAGGAAACGUUUAUAUGAUUCGCAACAACAUCUCAGUGUAUCAUGGAACACUAAUUCACCUCAUAUUCCUAUUGGAAAACCUAUGACUUGGUAUAAGGCAGAGUUUAAAGCCCCUUUUGGAACAAACCCUAUCGUGGUGGACUUCCAAGGCCUAGGUAAAGGACAUGCUUGGGUGAAUGGACAUAGCAUUGGUCGUUAUUGGGCUUCUUGGGUUACAGCUACAAAUGGAUGCAGUGACACGUGCGAUUAUCGGGGAAAAUAUGUAAAGGAAAAGUGCAACACUAAUUGUGGAAGUCCAUCGCAAAGGUGGUAUCAUGUACCAAGAUCAUUCUUGAAUGAUGACAUGAACAUAUUGGUUUUAUUUGAGGAAAUAGGUGGUAAUCCUCAGAGUGUUCAGUUCCAAACUGUGACAACAGGAAUUAUUUGUGCUAAUGUAUAUGAAGGCGCACAACUCGAACUAUCAUGCCAAAGUGGACAAGUAAUUUCACAAAUCCAAUUUGCUAGCUUUGGGAAUCCACAAGGCCAGUGUGGUUCUUUUAAGAAAGGGCCUUGGGAAGCUACAAAUACCCAAUCUGUUGUGGAAGCUGCAUGCAUAGGAAAAAGUAAUUGUGGAUUUAUAGUUACAAAAGAAAUGUUUAGUGUUCCACUUGGAGUAACAAAUAGUACAGCUAAAUUAGCGGUGCAGGUGACAUGUUAA